This is a messenger RNA of Populus euphratica (Euphrates poplar), 2411 nucleotides long. RefSeq lists its product as uncharacterized. The record is from RefSeq and is a predicted model, not a curated record. Gene Ontology annotation, cellular component: nucleus. Gene Ontology annotation, biological process: positive regulation of transcription by RNA polymerase II. The coding region runs from base 333 to 2201 and encodes 622 amino acids. The transcript is spliced from 6 exons. Gene Ontology annotation, molecular function: chromatin binding; RNA polymerase II transcription regulatory region sequence-specific DNA binding; histone binding. Lineage: Eukaryota; Viridiplantae; Streptophyta; Magnoliopsida; Malpighiales; Salicaceae.
UAGUUAAAAACCAAGCUGACAUAAGUAAUUUUGUAUUUUAAUUCUCUCUCCUGAAAAAAGAUAAAAAAAACACUCACUCACUCUUGCAGUUGCCGGGAGUUUCUCCGGCGAUCUUUCAGGCUAAAGGUUUUGGCGUUUGAGUUUGUGCUGCAGAUUAUUUGAGCUUGAUCGUGAUCAAUGGCGUGAAUGAGCGAAACGGAGUAGUAAAGAGUGGCGUGUGUUAUUGAAAGUAGAACUUCGAGUUUCGAGUGGAGAUCACCUGAGAACGAGUUUUGCGCGUUGGUUUUAGUCUUCAUUCAGUGAGUCUCUGUGGGCUUGGCUAACGGCAAAAAAUGUCUUUCCAGCAGAAGAGCUUUUGGAUGACCAGAGAUGUGGGGUGUUUAACUGAUGGAGAUAUAGGUUUCGAUAAUUCCUCAAGAAUGGAACCAAAGCGUGGUCAUCAGUGGCUUAUGGAUAGCACUGGACCUGAAUUGUUCAGCAACAAGAAACAAGCAGUUGAACCAUCUAGCAACAACAGGCCAGUAAUGGGAAUGUCGCACAUGAACAUUUCUCCAUGGAAUAAUACUUCCUGCUUCCAAUCAGUUUCAGGACAAUUUAAUGACCGUCUGUUUGGGUUUGAACCAUUGCGGAUUAACAGUGGUAGCAACGUGCCUUCUGCCAGCAAUGGAAAUAUGAACAUGGAAAGAAAGGAUUUCAAUGACCUAUAUGGCAGCAAUUGCUCGAUGGGUUUGUCCAUGUCUCAUAACGUUGAAGAUCCCCCUGCAUCAAUUAGUUUUGGUGGCCUCAGAAAAGUGAGAGUCAAUCAAGUUAGAGACUCAAGCAAUGACAUUUCUUCAUCUGUGGGGCACUCCUAUAAUAGAGGAGAUGACAAUAUAAUUUCAAUGGGUACUGCCUAUAAUAAGAGGGAGAGCAAUGCCAUCUCUUUGGGUUCUACAUAUAACAAUGGGGAUGAGAAUACCAUCUCAAUCAGCCCCUCAUUCAGCAAGGCAGAUGGUAGUUUCAUUUCAAUGGGUCAUGCAUUUAACAAGGAUGAUGACAAUUUCAUAUCAAUGGGCCAGGGUUAUAACAAGGGAGAUGAGAGCAUCUUAUCAAUGGGUCAGCCGUUUGACAAGAAGGACGCCAAUUUCAUAACAAUGGGUCCAUCUUAUGACAAAGAAGAUAACCAUUUCAUAUCAAUGGCUCUCUCCUACAAUAAGGGACAUGAGAGUUUCAUUUCAAUGGGACCCUCCUAUGAUAAAACGAGUGAAAAUUUCAUUUUGAUGGGUUCCUCAUUUAGCAAGGGAGGGGAUAAUGUCAUAUCAAACGGUCCAAUAUAUGACAAGGCAGAUAUUGAUAUAGCAUCCAUGACUCCUGCCCAGGACAAAGGGAAUUCUGGUAUUCUAUCCAUUGGUCACAGCUACAACAAGGGUGACAACAAUUCCAUUUCUUUUCAAAGCUUUCAUGACGAACCUGAGACAAAUAUGUCUGGCAAUGUUAUUAGAGGCUAUGACCUGCUAGUGAGCAAUCAGAACACGGCUCAAACUUCAGAAGUACCGGUUCAGAACAAUUUGCCUCAGACAAAUGUUGAUCCACAAUUGAAUACCAAUACUGCAUCAAAGGUGAUUGCAAAUACACAAUUAAAUAGUGGUCUGGAAGCUAAUUCCAAAACUGAUACUGACACCAAUGGUAAAGAGCCAAAGACAUCAAUCAAUGCAGCCCCCAAGAAUAAAGAGCCAAAGACAACAAUCGAUUCUGCCUCCAAGAAUAAAGAGCUGAAGACAUCUAAGAAGAUCCCUCCUAACAACUUCCCCUCAAAUGUCAAGAGCUUGCUAUCAACUGGCUUGCUUGACGGGGUUCCUGUGAAAUAUGUUUCCUGGUCAAGGGAGAAAACUCUUAGAGGAACUAUAAAAGGGACUGGGUAUUUAUGUAGUUGCAAAGUAUGCGGCAAUAAGGUUUUGAAUGCAUAUGAAUUUGAGCGACAUGCUAACUGCAAGACCAAGCAUCCCAAUAACCAUAUCUACUUUGAGAACGGGAAGACCAUCUAUGCAGUUGUUCAGGAACUGAAGAACACUCCUCAGGAGAUGCUGUUCAAUGCGAUUGAAACUGUUACUGGAUCUGCUAUUAAUCAGAAGAAUUUCCUCAGCUGGAAAGCAUCAUAUGAAGCUGCCACCCGUGAACUUCAGCGCAUCUAUGGAAAGGAGGAAGUCACUCUACCAUCUUGAGAUGAAGACCCUACUUUUAGAAUAAGUGAGGUGGUAUGUGUUCUGUCCAUAGAAGCAUAUUUCUCUGGUAAUUAUAGACUUGUUUUGGGAUUUCUAAUAAUUUUGAGAGGAGGAAUGUUUCUUCAACUUUUUUAUCCUUUCGCUAUAAGAAUUUAAGUUUUUGUUUUGGACUUAUUCUGUUAUUGGUAGACUACUGUGUUUGUGCAUUCA